UGUAUCUCGCGUAGAACCGCAUCGUUAAACCUGCGCAGCAUCUCUGUGUCUCUAGCUAGAGAUGGAAGCGAUCUCGGAGUUAUUGCAGCCGUACAAGGAGCACGUUGGCUUUACGGCCGGCGUACUGACCGUCGGGCAGAUGUUUAGCGGUUGUUUCGUCUGCAAUGAUAUCCGCAAGAAGGGUACAACGGACGGAUUCUCACCGAUGCCCUUCAUCGGUGGUUGCGGACUAACCAUUCUCUUCCUGCAGCACGGUAUGCUGAUGGGCGAUUCGGUGAUGAUCAACUCAAAUCUCGUCGGUCUAGCGAUCAGCUUCUCGUAUGCUGCGUUCUUUGCGUUCUACACCCCCUCCAAGGGAAGGGGUAGUUUCUGGCGAGCGUCCCUGUGGACGACACUGUUCACCUUUGGUGUUUUGCUGUACGCAAAGUUUGAGAAUCCGGCCGUGGUCGAGGAUCGGUUCGGUAUGAUACUGACCGUUCUGAUGCUGUGUUUGAUUGGGCAGCCUCUGAUCGGUUUGCCGGAGAUUAUUCGGCGAAAGAGUACCGAAGGGUUACCGUUUCCAAUGAUCCUGUCCGGUACGAUUGUCGGUCUUAGCUGGUUGCUGUACGGUGUGAUCCUUAACAAUGUGUUCGUUGUGCUUCAAAACCUGGCGGCAGUUACACUGAGUGGCAUCCAGCUCGCAUUGUUUGCCAUCUAUCCGUCGAAGCCAGCAGCACCGAGUAAGAAGCGUAAUUGAUUCGCAUUUAGAGAUUAAAAUCAGGGACGAAGAUCGCAUAGCGACUCAAAAGCAAAGAACAAUACAGGUAGGAUGUGUUGAUGUUAAGUAGCUUCUGCUCUAGUUUCGUGUUUAUUGGACAGUAUUUGGUACAUAGCUGGCGAUCGCGUUGAAAAGGCUGUCUAAGGCUGUACUAGUUUUCCAUACAAGACGUUCGCUUGAUGAUCGUUCGCAUCAGUCUUCAUAACCAUUCCAAGAUCCAUUGUUAUUGCUUACUUAGAAUAGGAAUGAAAUGAGAGAUUAAA
This is a messenger RNA of Anopheles darlingi, 1020 nucleotides long. Its product is annotated as sugar transporter SWEET1. Bases 62 to 736 code for a protein of 224 amino acids. Gene Ontology annotation, cellular component: membrane. Gene Ontology annotation, biological process: carbohydrate transport. Gene Ontology annotation, molecular function: sugar transmembrane transporter activity. Lineage: Eukaryota; Metazoa; Arthropoda; Insecta; Diptera; Culicidae. The record is from RefSeq and is a predicted model, not a curated record. The transcript has 3 exons.